This is a messenger RNA of Drosophila ananassae, 755 nucleotides long. RefSeq names its product MIEF1 upstream open reading frame protein. Lineage: Eukaryota; Metazoa; Arthropoda; Insecta; Diptera; Drosophilidae. The record is from RefSeq and is a predicted model, not a curated record. Bases 77 to 283 code for a protein of 68 amino acids. The transcript has 2 exons.
UGUACAUGUUUUCCAACACUAGUCACAUAUUUAUUGGCUGCACUGACAGUCCACGAGCAAAACAAAAAUUCGGAAAAUGUUUCAACCUUCGCGGCAGCAAGUUCUGCGUUUAUACAAGCAUUUAAUUCGUUACGGAAACCAUCUAAAGCUUACAGACAAGAAUUAUUUCCUGGGCAGAGUGCGAUACGAGUUCCGAGACAGUCGGGGCCUGACAAACCCGGCGGAGAUUGAGUUUAAUUAUAAGCGUGGAGAGACUUUGUUGAAAAAGGGUCGCAUUCUGUAGGAAUGCUUCGAAAUCUGGUGCGUCUUCUGGUGCUUCCACCACCUGGUCUUCGAUGCAAAUCCACUGCCCACCUUGACUACUCCCGGUAUCCAACCCUCCAAGAGUCGGACAUCGAAGAGACCUUCACACGGGGUAGUGGUCCCGGAGGCCAGGCGGUCAACAAGACGUCUAACUGUGUGUUUCUCCGCCACCUGCCCACCAACAUAACCAUCAAGUGUCACACCCAUAGACUGGCAUCUAAAAACCGUGUAGAGGCACGAAAACUACUCCUCGAGAAACUCGAUGCCCAUUUGAAUGGAGAGAACUCUAUAGCGGCACAAAUCAAGGUCCAGGAGCAGAGGAAAUCCACAGAGCGGCGACGUCGGCAAAACAAGCUGCAGGAAUUAAAAAAGAACUGGCAGGAGAGAGAACGCACCGAUGGGGAUUAAUCCCUGAGUAAUAGACAAUAAACAUAUGUUUUUAAAAAAGAUUA